UGACGUAAUAUACCCAAAAAUAUUGUUUUUUAAAAAAUUACAAAAUAAAAACAACUGUCAAACCAUAACCUUAAAUUGGUGACUGACACGACACUACAAAAACUCAUUUUAAAAGCAAUUUAUAUCCUUAAUUUUCAGUAAAUUUUUGUUACAAUAAAAUGAAGAUUCGUUUUAACACAUACGAUAUAGUAUGUUCCGUUGCCGAGCUUCAGAGCUUGAUUGGCAUGAGAGUGAAUAAUAUUUACGACAUAGACAACAAAACGUAUCUAAUACGUUUGCAAAGAAGCGAGGAAAAAGCUGUAAUUCUUUUAGAAUCCGGAAACAGAAUACACACAACAGCUUUUGAAUGGCCAAAAAAUAUUGCCCCUUCGGGCUUCAGUAUGAAGCUUAGGAAGCACUUAAAAAAUAAAAGACUUGAAAGUUUAGCACAACUAGGUACUGACAGAAUUAUAGAUUUGCAAUUUGGUUCUAGUGAAGCUGCUUACCAUGUUAUUUUGGAGUUGUAUGAUCGGGGAAAUAUUGUACUCACUGAUUAUGAGUUUACUAUUUUAAAUGUGCUUAGGCCUCAUACAGAGGGGGAUAAGGUUAAGUUUGCAGUUAGAGAGAAGUAUCCACAGGAUAGAGCUAGGGAAAUUAGUUUAAUUAGUAAGGAAGCUCUUUUGGAUAUUUUGAGUAAAGCCAAAAAUGGGGAUCAGUUGAAAAAAGUUGUGGUUUCUAAUACAGAGUAUGGUCCAGCUCUUUUGGAACAUGUCUUGCUAAAACAAGGUCUCCCGAACUCUACAAAAAUUGGGAAAACUUUCGACAUAUCAAAAGACAUAGACACUCUUCACGCUGCUUUAACAGAGGCUGAGCAAAUAUUCUCUGAAUCAAAAAAGUCCCACACUAAAGGCUACAUAAUACAGAAAAAAGAGGAAAGAGUCGCCACAGAUGAUUCAGGAGCUAAAAUAAUGUAUUCAAACCAAGAAUUCCAUCCUAUUUUAUUCGAGCAGCACAAAUUGAUGCCCUUUAAGGAGUUUGAUAGUUUCAACCAGGCAGUAGACGAGUUUUAUUCCACUGCGGAGGAUCAAAAAUUGGAGUUAAAAGCUUUGCAGCAAGAGAGGGACGCCAUGAAGAAAUUGGAGAAUGUUAAAAAAGAUCAUGGGCAAAGAUUAGUUGCCUUGGAAAAAACUCAGGAAGUUGAUAAGCAGAAAGCUGAGUUGAUUACCAGGAAUCAAGAGUUGGUUGAUAGAGCUAUUUUGGCUGUGCAAUCAGCUGUUGCAACACAAAUGGAUUGGGCAGGUAUAGAAGAUCUUGUAAAAGAUGCAGCUUCAAAAGGUGAUAUAGUGGCUCAAAAAAUAACAAAACUAAAGUUGGAAAUUAAUCAUAUUACAUUGCAUCUCGAUGAUCCUUAUAAAGAGCUGAAUGAUUCUGAUAGUGAAAAUGAUGAAAAUGAUCAUAUACCUUCGAUGUCCGUCGAUAUUGAUUUGGCACUUACUACUUUUGCUAAUGCUAGAAGAUAUUAUGAUCAAAAACGUACCGCUGCCAAAAAGCAACAGAAAACCAUCGAAUCGCAAAACAAAGCCCUAAAAUCAGCGGAAAGAAAAACCAAACAAACUCUUAAGGAUGUUCAAACCAUAACCAACAUUCACAAAGCCAGAAAAGUAUAUUGGUUCGAAAAGUUCUUCUGGUUUAUAAGCUCGGAAAAUUAUCUCGUCAUCGGUGGUAGAGAUCAACAGCAAAACGAGCUCAUAGUCAAAAGGUACAUGAAACCUACAGACGUUUAUGUCCAUGCUGAUAUACACGGAGCUAGUAGCGUGCUUAUUAAAAACCCUACUGGGCAGCCUGUACCACCAAAAACUUUAAAUGAAGCUGGAACUAUGGCCAUAUGUUACAGUGUUGCUUGGGAAGCCAAGGUGGUCACCAAUGCUUAUUGGGUCUGGGGUGAACAAGUAACCAAAACAGCACCAACUGGAGAAUACUUAUCGACUGGAAGUUUUAUGGUGAGGGGCAAAAAGAACUUCCUACCACCCUCUCAUUUAAUAUUGGGCCUCAGUUUUCUGUUCAGAUUGGAAGAUGGUUCUAUUGAAAGACACAUUGGGGAAAGAAAAGUCCUCUCCGCCACUGAAGAAGAUGCUUUGAGUGUGACUGGUAGUGAGAUGGGCAAAGAUGAAGUUGAAGUUGAUAUUAUCGAUGAGAGUGAUGAGGAUAAAGAGGCCGAAAAAGGUGAAGAUUUAAAGGAGAAGAAAGAAGAAACUAAUAAAGAUAAUGACAGUUUUACAGAAAGUGAAGAAGAAUCCAAAUUUCCUGAUACACAGAUUAAAAUACAGAGAUUCCCUGGUACAAAGGUUAAUAUAGUGACAGAUCCUGUUAUAAAGGAAGAAGAACAUGAAGACCAAGAAAAUAUUAUUUAUUUAGGGGAUGAUAAACCGAUUGUCCUCAAACCAACCCUAAGGGCCCAAAAUUCUAGAAGUAGAGGAGUCAGCGAAUCAAGUUUAAAACAGUUCAAACCUCAAGAAAAACUCACAAAAGAAGACAAUACAAAGCAGCAACAAUCCAAACGUGGCCAAAAAAGCAAGCUUAAAAAAAUCAAGGAAAAAUACAAGGACCAGGACGAAGAAGAGCGUAAGUUGAGAAUGGAUAUUCUUCAAUCCUCAGGGGCCAGUAAAGAAGUAAAAAAGAAUAAAAAAGGUAAGGAUGUACAUCAAGGAGGUAAAACUCAGAAAAAAAGUGAGCCAAGACCUCAGAAAACAUUCCAACCUAGGGAGGUAAAUGAUGAAGAUGAACCCACUGUGCAAGCUGAUGUUGAUAUGAUAGAUGCUCUCACUGGUGUGCCGCAUAUGGAAGAUGAGUUAUUGUUUGCUGUGCCCGUUAUAGCUCCAUAUAACACUCUAGUGCAUUACAAGUUUAAAGUAAAGCUGACUCCAGGUACAGGUAAACGUGGCAAGGCUGCACGUACGGCAGUGACUAUGUUUUUAAAGGACCGUACAAUUACGCAAAGAGAAAAGGAUCUUUUAAAGGCUGUGAAAGACGAGCAACUGGCUAGAAACCUUCCCGGAAAGGUUAAAUUAUCUGCACCCAGACUCCAAGCUCUCAAAAAGUAGACUUUUAAUUUAUUAAAUAAUUUUAUUGAACUUGUUUUUAUAGGUAAUUUAUUAAGUUUAAUAAACUAUAAAUACGG
Messenger RNA from Brassicogethes aeneus, 3157 nucleotides. Lineage: Eukaryota; Metazoa; Arthropoda; Insecta; Coleoptera; Nitidulidae. The record is from the annotation of a GenBank genome assembly.